UUUGACACCCACUGUUAUUUAUUUGUACUUUGUCGGUUUUUCAUUAGACUAUUCAUAUGAAAUAUAUAGUAUAAAUAAUUAUAAAUUAUUUUUAGUUAAUCAUCGGAGCCAUGGAAUCAAUAUCAGACGAUUUCACAAGGCUACGAUGUCGUUUGUGUUUCCACGCUGGUUCAAAUGGACAACUCAUUGAAGUAUUCGAUAAAAAUCACGAUCUGUCUAAACGGGUUCUCAGUGCUCUCGGAGUAAAGAUAAAUAGAAGUGAAAAACAGGCUAGAAUAUGUACGGUAUGCGAAACUAUAGUGGACAUUAUUCAAAGCUUCCAAGCUGUCUGCAAACAAACCAAUCAAUUACAUCACAACCAUAUAGAUUUCCUCCUUUAUGAUGCAUUUUGGGACAAUCGGGAGCAAGAGGCUGUUAAAGUUACAGAGAAGAUGAUUUUGGCUCACAGAUCGGAGGUAGAUAACUUUAUGAGCAAAACUACAACUCUACCAUUAAAAAAGGAGACCGAUCUAAUGCCGUCUGUUGUGACCUCAGUCGAACUACCCGUUGAAGAGGUAGCAAAGGAAAAUCCUUUGACUGAUGUUCAUGUAACUGAAAUGGUCAUCUGCGAACCUGCAAUCAAGGACGAGACAGUGGACAAUAAUUGUCAAUUGCAAUUUCAAUCUGAAUUGGAAGAAACGGAGGUAGCUUGCGAAGUUGAUGAAAGAGGAAUUUGUGAUAUAGGAUCUGACAAUGAUAUCAAACCAGAUAUAAGUAAUCCCUCCCUGGAGUCCGAGAAAGAAAAAGAAAACGUCAACGAAUGUCAUACGGCUAAAAGGCGAGGACGAAAGCCCAAGUUAUUAAAAUGCACUAGUGACAAAAGUGGAAAUGAAAAUAAGGCACCGCCCCGAAGGGGCAGAACAAGACUUAAAAUUGUAGACGACGACCCGAGUACGGACGAAUAUGAACCUAAAAUUCCCGGGAAACGUGGACCUCGGCGUAAAAAAGUUCGCAAAUCGGAUCCCAGCGUAUGUGAUAUAUGUGGUCAAACGGUAGCUCAUUUCAUAAAAGAAUCCCAUCGCAAUCAACAUCUUGGAGUGCGGCCGUACAAAUGCGAUCACGAUGGAUGUGGUCGUACCUAUUUUUCACAGAAUGAUUUACGAACCCAUAGUAAACGGCACCAGAUAACGUAUCACGUGUGUGAGAUAUGUGGACGCAACAUCAAAGGAGUGGAAUGGUUUAGGAGACAUGUCAAAACGCACACCGAAGUUCCGCAGUUUACCUGUGAGGUUUGUGGUAGCAAAUUUCGCCGGAAAGCUCAACUACAAACGCAUAUGGUGACGCACACGGGAUUAACGCCCCACGAGUGCGAAACAUGUGGCAAAAGAUUUGCACUAAAAUACAAUUUGGAAGCCCACGUGAAACGUCACCAAAAGAAAGAGGUUGAGAAAGUGCAAAAAGAUGCAGCUGAGAAACGAACCUGGAAGUAUUAUGUUCGAGCGGAAAAUUCCGGUUCAAAGCAUCAUGUAACGUGCGAAACAUGUGGGAAAACGGUUCACAAGCGAGAAAUCGAGGGUCAUGUGAAUAAGCACCUCGAUCGACGUCCCUAUUCAUGCGAUGUACCCGGCUGCACGUUGGCUUUCUAUGGAUUGAGAGGCAUCAAGGAACACAAAAUGGUAGUGCAUUCGGACAAAAUUUUACGCUACGAUUGCAGUAUCUGUAAUCGUUCUAUCAAAGGUGCAGGCACCUUUAAGAGGCAUGUCAUGAUGCACAAUUCGGAUAUGAAGGUGGAAUGUCAGCAUUGUGGUAAAAAGUUCACUUCGAAAAGCUACCUGAAGGCUCACGAGCAAAAGCAUUCCGGCGAGCGUCCUUACAUUUGUGAGCUUUGUGGUCGAUCGUUUGCCAUGAAACCUUGCUGGAAAAUGCACAUGAAAACCGUACACCAUGAGGAUCAUCGUGAACCAACACGGAUUCGCAAACGAGAGUCGAGUGAUUUGCUUAAGCCAGCAAAUUCAACUGCAGAUGAUAAUGAUGCAAAUGCGACAGAAAAAACAUCAGCAGUCGCGUCACUAUCAUUAUUGGACACUCAAAGUGAUGAAAACUUGUCAUAUCAUUCCCAACCGCCAUUUUUGCAAAAAGAAGAUCAAACACAUCAAAAAGGGCCAUUCAGCUCGUCAAAUGUUCCGCUCUACCAGACGCCCGAAUCUGUACAAACAGAUUAUUCAUAUUGAAAUAUUAUGAAUUAAGUUUUUCGUUGAAAAAAGGCUAGAAACAAA
Aedes aegypti (yellow fever mosquito) is the source of this 2255-nucleotide messenger RNA. RefSeq names its product zinc finger protein 234. Gene Ontology annotation, cellular component: nucleus. Gene Ontology annotation, molecular function: zinc ion binding; RNA polymerase II cis-regulatory region sequence-specific DNA binding; DNA-binding transcription factor activity, RNA polymerase II-specific. Gene Ontology annotation, biological process: regulation of transcription by RNA polymerase II. The transcript is spliced from 6 exons. Lineage: Eukaryota; Metazoa; Arthropoda; Insecta; Diptera; Culicidae. The record is from RefSeq and is a predicted model, not a curated record. Bases 111 to 2210 code for a protein of 699 amino acids.